Messenger RNA from Fusarium coffeatum, 2157 nucleotides. RefSeq lists its product as uncharacterized. Gene Ontology annotation, cellular component: nucleus; Rpd3L-Expanded complex; Rpd3L complex. Gene Ontology annotation, biological process: regulation of DNA-templated transcription. The record is from RefSeq and is a predicted model, not a curated record. The transcript is spliced from 3 exons. The coding region runs from base 1 to 2157 and encodes 718 amino acids. Lineage: Eukaryota; Fungi; Ascomycota; Sordariomycetes; Hypocreales; Nectriaceae.
AUGAAGUCGGCCAAGGCGCCCGCGACAGAAAACUCGUCGCACCGUCGGUCGCAGCCCGUUCGUCAGACUCGUACGAACCCUGCGCGAAGCACUGCGAACAUGGGGCGCUCUGGUGCCGGCAGAGACUCGAUCGGUGGUGCCGACCAGCCCAUCGACAUUUUCCCUGCGAUUACUCACUUUGCCGAUGCCAUUACCGCUCUGCCUAAAGAGCUCGUUCGACAUUUCACGCUCAUGAAGGAAGUUGAUGCUAAGCUUUUCAUUCCUGAAGAGCAGCUUUUCCGACUCGUCGAAGCUGCCACAAAUGCUCCCGCCUCCGAGGCACGUACGAACAACGAAGCAUCAAGCGCUAUUGCUCCCGGCUCGGCGCCCAUGAGCGCGCAAAACAGCUCAACGGGCAAUGCCUUGAAUAACAGUGCACAGAGUGUGCCUUCGGUCGAUGAAUCUCACAGGGACCUCGUUUUCGACCCAUCCAACCUGCCUCGCCGCCAUCUUUUCCGACAGACCGCGCUUAAGAUCCAAGAAAUGCUAGUUUCGCUCGAAGAGAAGAACCACGUCAUUGGCACGGCGAAUGAAGCACUCGAAGCCCAGCUCACUCGAAUUGAAGAUGUCUGGCCACACCUGGAGAACGAGUUCAGCGACGAGGCAAAAUGGGGAAGCACCACACACUGGGCAUAUCCCGAAAAUCGGUUCUCAAAAGCAUCCCAUGUCGAUCGGACACGGCGCGACGGUGCCGCAGCCAUCUCCGCCGCAGCACAGGCCCUCGCUGACGAGGCAGCCGCUAGAAGCGAUGCCCGAAAGCAGGCCGUGCAAGCAAAGAAGGCUUCGAGAAACCACAAUAACAAUCAUAAUAAUUCUAAUAAUCAUAACCACGACUCUGAGGGCGACGAUCAUGAUGGGAAGCACAAACCUGAGCCUGCAAAGAAGACCACAAAAUCAAGGAAGUCAACAGCAGCGGCGACCGCAGCAGCAGCAGAAACCGCCAAUGUUGGCCUGGGUAUCUCUACAGCUGCGAAUAAUAACGGCAAUCCGCCACAGAAGCGACGUAAGGUCGAAAAGCCAACCAAUGGUGCUACAGCGACAGCAGAGCGCGCCAUGAGUGCGGUCUUUGGCAACACUGCACCGAAAGCAAAGACAACAAGCCCACGAGCAACUCCCGCGCCCGAGGCGCCCAAGAAAAGGAAAGCCCUGCCUUCAGGUAGCGGCCAGUCCAAGAAGAGCAGGAACGGCGUGGCGGGCAUGUCCACGUCAGCCAACUCAUCGCCUGUCAUUACUGAGCUCCCCGAGCCAAAGCUCCCUCCUGUUCGCGCAUCACCAGUACCAGUUCCCACACCGAACCCAGUACCAACCCGUUCGCGACAGAACUCGAUACAAACUACAAAUGCAGAGAACAAUAAGGCACGGCCAUCACCAGCUUCCAGUAAACCCAAUGGCAACGCUGCGAAUACACCAAAUGUUGGGCCUCCGCCAAACAGCUCACUUCGGAACGGUACCACUGCAGAGCCCAAAACGCCCAAAGAAACGACUGUGUCGAUCAAGACCGAGAAUCCCAAGAAGGAAACUGAGAAAGCAGAAGCUGCAUCUGCCUCUGCUCCGCCAGCUACCACUGUCAACAUCAUCACCAACGCAAUUCCAGCUCCCAUCACGACCAAUAGCAAGAAAGAUGCCAAGAAGUCUGAUGAGAAUGAUCGUAAGAGUGAAUCGUUACCCCCAGCUGCCCCGACACCUACUGUCACAACGAAGAGCGGCCGAGCCAGUAAACCGUCAACACCAGCAUUAUCAACAUUUCAAGAGGCAGCGCCCCCCCGAUCGCGCUCUUCAAGAAACAACGACGGUGCUGGCACAGGAAAGAAGAAUCAAAAGAAAGCUGGUCCUACCAUUCAUGCCACUGUUGCUCAGCUGGCAGACGAAGAUACGAACAGCAGCAUGCAAGGCGACGAGGAUGACGCCGACAUUGACGCAGAUGAGCCGACCUACUGUUACUGUAACGGAGUCAGUUACGGCGAAAUGGUAGCGUGCGAUGCGGAUGAAUGUCCUCGCGAAUGGUUCCAUCUGGAGUGUGUUGGACUCAAGGUUGCGCCAACAUCGAAAGCAAAAUGGUUUUGCGAAGACUGCAAGGAACGCCUAAAGAUGGGCGGCAAAAAGUCCAAUGGCCGAUGA